AUGGAUGGACUGGAUGAGGUACAACAUGCACCCAUGACGUUCACAGUCGACAAUGUCCUCAAGGACGUGCCACCUGCCAAUCUUCUGGACAUGGCUUUCAAGGGCUGUACCAGUGAGCACGCCUUCGCUUACGGCUGGGAGAACAUGGUCGAUGAUGAAAAGCCUGGCCAUCGCUCAUGCCUAGGGCCAGCACGAAACAAUCGGAACUCUAUCAAUGGCAGUGUCUGUCGCGCAGAAAACGAUCUCCUACGGACAAUGCGGCUGUACGGCGCAAGGGUGCUCUGGGCGGACGCCAUCUCCAUCAACCAUGCUGACAACGAAGAGAAGAGCCAGCAAGUAGAGCAGAUGCACCAGAUCUACCGCCACAGCCGCAUCACGAGGCUAUGUUUAGGCAGUCUGGGGAGCUUGGACGCCAAAUCAACGGCACCGACCCAUGCCGGGGAAGGCUACAUGUAUCGCCCGUGGAGGUCGGCCGAACGAGAAUAUUUUGACAUCCGAGACCGCUGGUUUGGACCAAGGGAAGAUUGGAAUUUGUACUGCCGAUUUCCCGCCAUCGUGUCUAAUUCUUACUGGAUGCGGCUCUGGAUAAUCCAAGAAAUCCUCCUUUCGCAUCGGCUCCAGGUGCACAUGGUGGAGAAUCACGUAGCCUUCGAUUGGUCUUGGGUCGAUGUCGUGGCCAUGGGUCAAAAGCUCAAACGAACUCGCGAGAUUGCACGCAGUCCAGGGUGGAACAUUAUGGUCUCCCUUAAACUCCAGCGCAAAAAGCCUAGCGAGCGAGAUUUUCCGAUGUUGAUCAGUACUUAUUCUCGGUCUGAGUGUUCCGACAAGCGCGAUCUUGUCUAUGGGCUCAAGAGCCUAGCAGUGGAUUUGGAAAUUCCCAUCGACUACUCCCUAUCGCAUGUCGAGCUCUUCGAGCGGGUCGUCCUCGCAUAUCCCGGUCAACCAGCCGGGAGGUUGGCAGAUCCACUGUGCCGGGCUCUUGAGCUCCGGCAGCAGCCUUACUUCGAGCGUGACCAGCGCUGGUCGAUGAUGGAAAUCCAGCUCUGGGCACUGGGCGAGGUUAUACCGAUCGAAAAGGAUAGUUUGAUUUGCCAUGGUCAUCUUGGUGAUGCUCCCCUUGCCCAGUGUUUCACGAGCGCCCCUUUGAAGCUACUGCGAGAAGGAGAUCUACUCUUCACCUUCCACCCAAACUUCAACAACAUCCAUUCGUUGCCACCGUUCGGCGUUAUGGCGCUCAGGAAAUUGAAUGACGAACCAGGACCAGAGGCUGCGCUGCGUGCGAGUAGACGGCACACUGUCAUUGAAAUGUACGCCUUUCACUCACACAUUCCAAUACGGAUACCGCGGGAAGUGGAGAGGCCGACCAGCGUGACAUGGGAAGGUGCUGAGGCUUAUGAAUUGGGUUGCUCAACUUCUCUGACUCUUCCUCGGAGAAUCACUUUGAGCAUGGCCGUCAAGGACUACAUCGCUGUCGGACAAGACUUUCGCCCUUUUCUCCACAAGAAAGCCAUGGCAUGGGGACGCGGUUUGAGGUUACCGGUGAGCAUCCGCUCUCAUCAAAUGGAACAACAGGUUCAGCGUAAGAGAAGGACACAGUAUCGACAGCAGGCAUACAGGCAGGUGCAGAGAUCUGUCAUCACUGGGGAUUUAGAUCCGUAUCCAGCUUCGGGGACAGAAAAUCCACCUUGA
Messenger RNA from Saxophila tyrrhenica, 1689 nucleotides. RefSeq lists its product as uncharacterized. The coding region runs from base 1 to 1689 and encodes 562 amino acids. The transcript is spliced from 2 exons. NCBI's taxonomy places the organism in Eukaryota, Fungi, Ascomycota, Dothideomycetes, Mycosphaerellales, Extremaceae. The record is from RefSeq and is a predicted model, not a curated record.